This is a messenger RNA of Parascedosporium putredinis, 711 nucleotides long. The record is from the annotation of a GenBank genome assembly. NCBI's taxonomy places the organism in Eukaryota, Fungi, Ascomycota, Sordariomycetes, Microascales, Microascaceae.
AUGGACCCUCCCCCUCCUCCUCACCAUCCGCUUCUCCGCCUCCCACCCCGACCUCCCCCUCGACAUCCCCUCCCCCUCCACAACCCCCUCGCCGCCCUCAAGCUCCUCAUCCGUGCCGCCCUCCCCGCCCUCACCCGCCGCCGCCUCCGCUUCAUCCACCAGGGCCGCAUCCUCUCUCCGGACGAUGCCUCCCUCGCCGCCGUCCUCGACCCCGCGGCAAGGGAAAAGCCCCGCUCGCCGAACGCCUCUUUCUCAACUGCUCCAUUGGCGACAGACAACCAGGCGGAGACGGGGCUUCGACCGACUCCUCGACGCCGGCUUCUCCGCCGCCGAAGUAAACCAGCUCAGGCUCCAGUUCCGCUCCAUCCACGAGGCCCGGCACACCCCGAUACCAUGCCCGGCCCCGACGUCCUCCAAGACCUCGAAGACGCCUGGAUCGACGACAACGGCGCCGGUGGUGCCGGCGGGGCUGCCGACGACGCGGCGGGCGACGAGGCCGGCGCAGGCGCGGGCGGAACGGCCAUUGGCGACCUGCUCGACGUGUUUAUCCAGGGCAUUGUCGUUGGCUUCUUCUUACCUCUUGCUAGCAUGACGUGGCUCCUGAGAGAGGAGGGCAUGUGGUCCAAGAGACGCCAGGUCGCUGUUCUCUUUGGCGUCAUGGUUAGUGUUAUUAUCGGGCUCUUUAAAGCCAUUACGGGCGAUGUCGAUUAA